Messenger RNA from Saxophila tyrrhenica, 2169 nucleotides. RefSeq lists its product as uncharacterized. The transcript has 4 exons. Gene Ontology annotation, molecular function: heme binding; catalase activity. Gene Ontology annotation, biological process: response to oxidative stress; hydrogen peroxide catabolic process. Lineage: Eukaryota; Fungi; Ascomycota; Dothideomycetes; Mycosphaerellales; Extremaceae. The record is from RefSeq and is a predicted model, not a curated record. The coding region runs from base 1 to 2169 and encodes 722 amino acids. Gene Ontology annotation, cellular component: cytosol.
AUGGGACAAACAACAAGAUUGUGGGCCGUACUGGCGGGACUGUUCUCCAUUGUGGCUGCUCACGACGUCGCCAAUCAAAAGGUCGACCAACUUGCAGCCGCCUUGAAGGACACGAACGGGCAGAUCGAGACUACCGACAACGGUGUGCAAGUGAAUACCUCAAAUUCCCUCCGCGCUGGCCCUCGCGGCUACAACCUCCUUGAAGACACCACGGUGCGGAAGAAGAUGAUUCACUUCGAUCGUGAGCGUGCGCCCGAGCGAGUUGUCCAUGCGCUCGGACAUGGCGCUUACGGUACUUUCUCAUCCUACGGUGACUUCUCCAACCUCACGACCGCUUGCUGGCUCCGCGAUGGAGCUGUAAGCGAGGUCUUCACUCGCUUCUCCGUCGUUGUGGCGAGCGUUGGUGGUUCCGAGAGCGGACGAGACACGCACGGCUUCGCUACGAAAAUCUACAGCGAAUGUGGCAACCAGGACUUCGUGGGCAACCACUUGUCCUCCUUCUUCAUAAAUGAUGGCGCUGAUUUCCCCGACCUUAUCCAUGCUGUCAAGUAUGAGGCGGACAAGGGCUUUCCCACUGGGGGUACGGCGCACAGGACAGCAUACGACUUCUUCGGCCAGCACCCAGAGGGCGCAUUCCAGCUCAUGAACGUCCUAUCCGAUUUGGGCAUACCACGCGACGUUCGUCACAUCUCCGGCAAUGGUGUCCACACGUUCCGCUUCAUCAACGUUGAAGGCAAGAGCACUCUCUUCAAAUGGUUCUUGCUGCCCAAACUGGGCCACCGUUCGCUUGCCUAUGAUGAGGUGACUAAGAUUGCCGGCAAGAACAACAACUUUCAGCGCGUGGACCUCUACAACAACAUCGCUGCUGGGAUCUAUCCUGAAUGGGAGUUUGCUGUCCAGCUGUUCCCCGACGAUGGAUCGUACAUGUGGAACGGCUAUGACUUGCUCAUUCCCACGGUCAUCGUUCCGUUCGAGAAGAACCCGCCGGUCAAGCUGGGCAAGCUGACCCUCAACCGGAACUUCAACAACUUCUUCGCCGAGCCGGAGUCCAUCUCUUUCGCUCCCUCGAAUGUCGUCGAUGGUGUCUCAUUCGUUCCAGACCCGCUACUGCAAUGGCGUCUGAUGAGCUACGACGAUACUGCCACGCAUCGGCACGGCUCUCCAAAUGGAUUCACGCUACCGAUCAACCGUCCCAUCGCUCCGGUGAACAACAACUACCGUGACGGGUACAUGCAGCCGUACAUUUUCGAGGGCAAUUCAACUUCCACUCCGAACGACAUCGGCGGCGUACAAGAGCCUGGUGCCAACGCAGCGCUCCACUACACAUCCGCAGGAGAAAGGGCUGGUGCUGGCCCGGUCGGGAGAUACGUCGCCCAGUACGACUGGUUUGGCCAAGCACGCCUGUUCUGGAACACGCUUGACAAUUACGCUCAGCAGCACACUGUCGACGCGUAUCGCUUUGAGCUUGGCAAUGUCGGGAAUGCGGAUGUGGUGCAGCGUUACAUCGACAAUACGCUGGAUAAAAUCGAUACCUGCCUUGCUAGACGAGUCGCUUACGGCAUCGGAGCGACUAUGCCUCCGGCCAACACGACAGCGUCCAGAUCGACCAUGCAACGGAGGAGCAACUCUUCGCAAGCAGAAUUCCCGAGUCUAUACCCGCUCGGUAUGGGCCUGGAACCUAACAAGAGCAACGAAGGCCUGCAAGUCGCCCUCGUCGCCAACGACACCCUAGGCACAGAGGCAGAAGUACAGGCCAUGAUGUCGCUGCUCUCAGCGCAGAAGGUCUCCUUGACGUUAGUCGCACCCCGGAUUGGGAUGCUGAAGACUGGUGUCACGGCCAAUGCGAGUUUCAUCACCACCAGCGACGUCUUCUUCGACGCCAUCUUCAUCGGCUCGUCGAUCAUCUCCAAUGGCACGAACAGCGCGGGGCUAGAUACAGACCCUUACAACUUCGUCAUGGAAGUUUAUGGGCAUGGGAAAGCUAUUGGUGCACUCGGGACGAGUGGCAGUGCGAUUUUGAAUGGCUUGGGUGUUGGAGGUGAGGCUGGGGUUUACAGCGGCAGCGCGAUGGAUGUUACUGUGGGUGUCCUAGACGCGCUGGCCGGGCCUGUUCGGUUCCCGCAGCGGUUUACGACUGAUGAUGUGGAGGCUAUAUGUGGUGCUGCUUAG